AGAAAUUUCUAGAUGGGCACAGAGAAGGAGCUGCUUGAAUAUUCCCCUCUACUAUACAUUACAGAUAGAGAAGGCCUUUUCGGAUUACUACAGAAGAACUAUUCUGACCAGAAGAUAAAAAGACUCUUUCAUGAACUGCAGAAAUAUAACGUACUGUACUUUUGUAAAAUACUAACCGAAGAAGAGGUAGAAGAAAUGUACAUUACACCAGAUAUGAAAAAGGCAAUGCACCAAAACAGAUUUAUAGUGUGUACAAAGGACUCAGCAGAUGAGGCAUGCAUGGGAAAAAGUAAGGGUGUAGAAAUAACUGCCUAUUCAGGCUGCAACAUGACAGAAUCCUUGCACAAGAGCUUAGACAAGAUAGACUCAGACGAUGUAUGGAAAAGUAUAAACAGAACGAAAGAAGAUCUGUUAGGAGAUCUUAAGGAAACCGAAGAGUUAAAGUGCAGCAAUGAUAUGUAUGUUAGGAGGUGUUUUGAUAGCUAUUACAUGAGGAAUAGAACGUAUUUAUAUGCAGAGGAUUUAAAGGAAACAGAUGAUUUUGAUAGGAUAUUCUUAUCUGCGUAUUAUAAGUAUGUGAAUGGAGAGUAUUUGUGUGCAUUUAAUCGGGUAGAAGAGCUGCUUAGAAGAAGUACAUCUGGCGACUCGGUGCAUUUUGGAUGUAGACUUCAUCUUCUAUCUAUUGGUGCAAGCGCUGCCCACAGAUCAGGAAGCUAUUACGAUGCUGUAUGGAUGUGCAAGGCCGGGAUUCUUUUAUCAGAGAGUGUUGAGUUUACUGCUGGCGGUGAGUUCUUUAAAUCUAUGCUAGAAACAAUAGAGGCUGCUAAAGAAGAGAUAGUUUCAGAAAACGAGGCAAAGCACACUCUAAUAUCCUCUUAUGUAAAUGGACUGCUGAACAUUCCUAUAACACUUGAGGAUAAGUUUAGCAGAUGCCUUCAGUACAAAAAUGAAAUAACCCUGCUUCGAGAUGUAAAAAUAUACGAUACACGAGAGAUAGCAUGUAGUGAAAUAGGUAACCGGUCAAUUUUAGAGUAUAUUAACAAAAUAAAGGGAAUUGGGGAGAAAUGCCAAGAUAUUUCACCUAUUGUAGUGUACUCUAUUGAUGGAUGCAUUGCGUUUGGGCUGAUAUACUACAAUGAAAAGGCUAAAAUGUCUGUUAUAAAAUCUAAAAUAUAUGUAAAGACUCUUUUGGCUCGUCUUGCAAAUGUACAAAAACAGAACAGAGACGUGCUUAAAAGAGUAUGCACUACGCCAGAGCAGAAGCAGGAAUGGUGGAGAAUACGAAUUUCACUAGACAAUGAAAUAAAGAAAGAACUAACAGAAGUUGACAGGUACAUCCAAAAGUAUGCAAUAAAGGGCCAUGUAAUUAAGAAUCGGGUGGCUUUAGUAAUUGAAGACAUACUUGGCAGUGUUCCAUUUGAAAUGUGUAACUCGUUUGUUGAUCGAGGUGUGUUCCGGUGCUCAUCACUUUGCCAUAUCCUUUCAUCCUCAAAUAAAACAGAAAGUAAAGCUUUAGAGGACCACGACUUCUUCUACGUUCUAAACCCGGAAAAGAACCUCAUUCAAACAGAAGAACGUAUUGUUAAAUACAUUAACGAGUAUGUACCACAUGCAGCAGGAAUUAAAAAUAGAAUACCUCUUCCAAUGGAAACAGAACAAGCAAUUCUUUCCCACCGAAUAUUUAUGUACUUUGGCCAUGGUGGAGGCGAAAAGUUCUUUACCCCAAGGAAGCUCAGACGAAUUAUAAAAAAUGUAAAAGACACUGAGCUAAGAACAAAAAGUAUUUUUCUGUUUGGGUGCUCAAGCGCAAGGAUUUCUGCAUUCCCAAUGCACAAUACCCACAGUACGUGCAUAUCGUAUAUGCAUAUACCAGUGGUUAAAAACGUUGUGGGUGCUCUUUGGGAUAUCACUGACAAAGACUUGGACAUAACUAGCAUAGGAAUUAUGGAAGCUAUUAAAAAUCAAAAUGAACCACUUUCUGUUGCUUUGAACCGCCUUAAACGAGAAUGUAAGUUAAAGUAUCUUAAUGGUGCAGCUAUUGUAUUAUACGGCAUGGAUGAGUAAAAUGUCUAAGUUUUACAUGAGUGCUUGUUUAUAGGCAGCACACUCUUUGGUCUAGGUGUUUAUGUGUUUGUUGCAGCAGCCUUUUCUAUCAUAUAUAAAUAAAC
Molecule: messenger RNA, 2168 nt
Organism: Nematocida parisii ERTm1
Lineage: Eukaryota; Fungi; Microsporidia
Exons: 1
Coding region: 13-2064 (683 amino acids)
Biological process (GO): meiotic chromosome separation; proteolysis
Cellular component (GO): centrosome; cytoplasm; nucleus
Molecular function (GO): cysteine-type endopeptidase activity
Source: RefSeq, a predicted model, not a curated record